AUGUCAGAAAUUGCUGGAUCAGUUCAUCCCAAGAUCAGCAGAGAGAAUUUAUACACCACUGAAGAAGCUCAUCAAAAAUUUAUGAAAAUUUAUCCCAAUAUCUUCAUUAAAAAAAACCCUGCACUGCCAGGUAUUCCUGGAAAAAGAACAAUAGGGGUACAUUCCUGUAAUGUCAUCACUGAUGCUCUAGCUGCUAAAGGUUCUCACAACAUAAAUUUCUAUUUGAAUAAGAUGAAAAGUCUCCAGAAGCCACACCCUGGGUCUCCAGAAUUCCAAAAGAGUUUGCAAAAAGUAAUUAAAAUACUCAAGCAGAUGCCCAUUCUAAGAACUGAAGAAGAGCAUGAGACUGUAUAUAAAAUAAUGAAAAUCAUUCCUGAUAUCAGAGAGCAACUAUCUGAUGAACAGAUAAAGGAAAUAAGCAAAACUGUUCUAAGAGAGUACUGGGUGAAGGAAAGUACAGUGGAUGCAAGCCAAGCAUUCUAUGCAAUACUUAGAGGCUCUGUUAAGCCACAGACAAAGUAUUACAAAAGGCUUAUUGGAGGAAAAUUUAUUUCACUGCCUCUUCAGGUGCCUACUGUCACAAGUGAAUCACAACCAACCCACCCAUUACUUGGUGUAGGGUGCUGUUUUGGGACUUUGGUACCACUCCCUUCGAAGAUGAAACUUGAGGUACUUAGUGUUCUUGUAGAGGAAAACUGUGAUUUACUCAAAAUUCCAUCUGUCAAUUACUUAAGGGUAAAAGAGAAAAUAGCAAAACAUGAACAGCAGGCCAAAGAAGAAGUAAUCCGUAGCUCUCCAUACUACCAGAACUGGCCUAUGAUAUUUAUAUUUAAGUUAACUACUCGGUUAAAAUGGAAGAAGUUUCCAAUAGACCAUGUGCUUAUGAAAGGAGGAGAAAUAAGCAAAUAUGUAGGAUUCAUUAAGUCCGGAUGUUGCAAUGCUUACCGAAUAAUCCCGGCUCUUGUAAAGCGACCUUUGGGGAAAAUGGUUAAACAAAUGAGACAAGUUCUCAUUGGCCAAUUACAUCAAAACCAAUCCUUUGGAGAAGCAAGCGUUCUUCUUCAGACACCAUCUACAUAUACAUUGAAAGCAGCAACUCCUGUUGAACUGGGACUCAUUGAUGCUACAGAUGUACUUGCCUUAGAUCCAGUGAUACAGAUGCUCCUUCUACAAAUAGUACAACCAUCAUUUGAAAAUAUCUCAUACGAUGACCUCAAGAUUAAAUACAUUAAGGAUGAAAUAGAAAAGGAAUGGAGAAACAAAAAGGAGACGAUAUUGCAAGACACACUGUUCUAUAAUGGAAUUAGACCUGGGGUUGGAAAAUGGACCCACAACCAUCUUGAUAAACACCAAAAAAAUCAUCAAGCAUAUCCAUGUGUUGCUUCUUCUAGAAGAUGUCUGUGA
This is a messenger RNA of Candoia aspera, 1404 nucleotides long. RefSeq names its product cyclic nucleotide binding domain containing 1 (gene CNBD1). NCBI's taxonomy places the organism in Eukaryota, Metazoa, Chordata, Lepidosauria, Squamata, Candoiidae. The transcript has 13 exons. The record is from RefSeq and is a predicted model, not a curated record. The coding region runs from base 1 to 1404 and encodes 467 amino acids.